AUGAGUAGAUCUAACGUUAUAUUUAUAUUGUAGAAUAUCUUAUAUGUACAAUUUUGAGACCCGUGUUUUAUUUUGUCUUUUUAAGCUGAAAGUUUGUCAGUAAAAUGGGGAAAAAACGGAAGAACGCUUCAAGUGGGGAAUUUCAAGAAAUAGACGGAGCCACAAACUGAAGAACGCCUAAGCAUUUCCCAACAAUUAGACGGAGCCAUAAACUUAGUUGAACCGCGAUUACAUGGCGCCCCCGUGAAAACCUUAGGGAAAAGUUCCGUAUCCAAAUGUAUUUUCCUGAUGCCCGCUCUCUGGUUUGAAAGAGGAAAAUGUUUUUCAGCGUGUAAACUCAACGUUUAAUGUAAUAUUUCCGAAAAGUGUUCCGCUACGCACUCCUGCGCUAGACGUGCGUUACGCUUGCCACACAAAGUAUUUGCGGAUUUUAUUUUAAAGUUUGUUUCGCCCCGGCCUAACAUUUCAUGGUUCCGGACAUCUGCUGGAUUACGAAAAAAUAAUUUUCAAAGAUACAACCGUCUUUUGUACAACAAGUGUUUUGUUUUAUUUCACCGGAAGUCUGCUUUAAGUAUGUGUCACCGUAGCAUACUUGACUGUUUCUUUCCGGUAAACGUGUGAGGGGGCGAUAAGAAGUAACCGGAGGCGGAGCUUUAACGGAACAGCUGGUCCGGAUGAUCCACGGCGGAGUUAACGGGUAGAUGAGCUGCAGUGCCCGAGCACAGCGCACCGACAUGGGAGCGAACAUGUUCUCACUGUGGCUGACAUGGGUUUGUCUCCUGCAGUGCUCUGGGAUGUUGUCUCAGGUGGAGAGAUAUGAGGUGGUCAGACCUCAGAGACUUCCAGGGAGACAGAAGAGGAGCGUGCGGGACAACCAGCUUUAUCCUGAUACAGUUCGGUACGAGUUGGCCAUCGAAGGGAGGAACCACACAAUGUAUCUGGAAAAGAACAAGAAUCUUAUUGGGAGAGGCUACACUGAAACACACUAUUCAGACGAUGGAAAGCGUGUGACAACGUCACCAAAUGAGGAGCACUGCUACUAUCACGGUCACAUUGAAGGUGUGAGGGACUCUUCCGUCAGCGUUGGCAUUUGUUCAGGCAUUAGCGGCUUUGUGAGAGCCCGGCAGCAGGUUUACCUGAUAGAGCCUCUGGGACUGUCCGACGAUGGUGACCAUGCAGUUUACAGACACGAGCACCUGAAGGUCAGUGGCAGCGUCAGCUGUGGCUCUUCAUCCAACACCACCACACUGUACGACCAGGACCAGGACCCGGGCCCUCGGCUCGCUGGCCUCUUCAAGUCCAGAUCGUGGAAACCCAUCGCAGGUCCACAGAGGUUUGUCGAGCUGUAUGUGGUGGUGGACAACACUGAGUAUAAGCUACACGGAAGCAAGACUAAAUCUCGUAUUCUCGGAGUUGUGAAUCACGUCGACAAGCUGUAUCGACAUCUGAACAUUCACGUCAUGCUGGUGGGUUUGGAGAUCUGGACAAACAGAGACUACAUCGACGUUGACAUUAAUUCAGAGACUGCUCUGGACAAUUUCCUCAUGUGGCGGCAGGUCGAUCUUCUGCAGAGGGCGAAGCAUGACAACGCCCAAUUUGUGACUGGAAAAGACUUUGUGGGAGAUACCGUUGGAUUGGCGAAUAAGUUUGCCAUGUGCACUGAAAACUCAGGUGGAGUGAAUCAGGAUCACCAGGAUAAUCCGAUAGGCCUCGCCUCCACCAUCGCUCAUGAGAUGGGACAUAAUUUUGGCUUGUCCCACGAUGUUGAAGGUUGUGUGUGUGGUCCGUCUUACAGCAGUGGGAACUGUGUGAUGGCAGACAAGCUCAGGACAGGAAAUAUAGCGUUCCCGGAGUUUUUCAGCAGCUGCAGUGUGAAGCAGCUCGCUGAAUUCAUGGAGCGAGCUCAACCCAGCUGCUUGUCCAAACCGUCAGGCUCUGUUAAGACCAUCGCUGUGGGCCCUCGCUGUGGCAACGCCCUGUUGGACCCUGGAGAGGAGUGUGACUGUGGCACUGUGGAGGAAUGCAAGAAUUCUUGUUGUGAUGCCUCAACUUGUCGUCUGACUGAAGGAUCCCAGUGUGCUCAUGGACAAUGCUGCGACGAAUGCCAGUUAAAACUGGCUGGAAGUGUGUGCAGAAAGUCGGCCGGUGACUGUGACCUGCCUGAAUACUGCACCGGAGUGUCUGAGGAUUGUCCUGAAGAUAGUUUUGAGAUGAACGGCAAAGCGUGCUACGACCAGGCACCGGGCUACUGCUACAACGGCCAGUGCCCCACACUUGAGCAGCACUGCUGGAGGCUGUUUGGAUCAGGGACCAGAAUUGGAGCAGAUGUAUGUUUCGACCUGAACAAACGGGGCAUAGAAGGUUUAAACUGCGGGAGGAACAAAUUCGGCUACACCCCUUGUACAGCACAGAAUCUUAAAUGUGGAUCUAUAUUUUGUGGAGGAGGGGGUGAGUCCAUCACAGGUAAAAGGUCAUCCUACACUGUGAACGGCAUUGAGUGUAAAGUACCUGUGGAUGAUGAUAAAACUAGAAACAUCGACAUGGUGCCAAAAGGAACCAGAUGUGGAGUAAAUAAGGUUUGCCUCGACAACAGAUGUGUGGACGUAUCAGUCUAUGGGCAAACAGAGGAUUGUGCCAAGAAAUGCAACAACAAGGGGGUGUGUAACCACAAGAAAGAAUGCCACUGUAAUCCUGGCUGGGCGCCACCCUACUGUGACAUCCAGUAUGCAGAUUUACCUCAAGGUCAGAGUGGGAUAAUAGCUGGUGUGUGUGCAGUUCUCUCCAUCCUCCUGGUGAUCACAGUACUGACUGCAGGGCUGAUGUGCUGUAAAAAGGACAACAUGGACAGAUACACCUCUAAAUGGAAAGUGCAUUCAGACAAGUCGAACUCGGUGAUCCAGGAACCAGAUGUUAAAGAGAGAGUGCACAUCAGUCAGCCCACUUUCGUGGGAUCAACAGCAACACGAGCCAGCGCUCCUCUGAUUGUUGCUGUGACUCCCUGCAGACCCGCUCCACAGCCUCCGAGGAACUUGUCUUCUACCUCACAAACUGAGCCGACCAGACCUCCUCCUUUACCUCCAUCAAAACCUUUCCCGCCUCUGAAUAAAACACAGUACAAGGCAGCCAAACCAGGUCCUCCUCCUGUACCUCCGGUGAAGCCCAGCCCCCGUCCGGCUGCCAGAAUCAAGCCAUGCACUCCUCCGCUGCCGCCAUCGAAGCCACAACUUCACAGACUCACAUGAAAGUCUUACUUAAAGUAUCAAGUUUGACCAAAGCAGAAGACAUUCAGCAUGCAGUUGUGUUUAUAUAAGAAGAAAACCAUGUUUUUUGGGAUCAGACGUGUGAGUCAGAGAACUGAGAGUUUGGAAAAGUUAACUCUUCAAAGCCUUUUUAAAGAUGCCGAAGCUUCAUCGACUGAGAAUGUCUUUGAUGACGCAAGACCAACAGCUUCACCGCUGCUGUGGAAGUCUCCAUUAACUGCUGCUGCAGUUGUUACUGUUGUGCGUUUGUAAAAAAAAAAAAAAAAAAGUUGUUCUUUCUGCUAACAUCCUUUGUAACAACGUGUUGCCUUGCUGCACUUUUGUAAAUUUGAGGGAAAUGGUGCUCAAAUUGAAAUGUACUUUAUAUAUUUAUUUAAUGUUUGUGCACGGGACUGUACGGAAAUUAUUAGACGGGGAAAUGGGAUUGAAAAGGUUGGGAGGGUUAUGUGUUUUUCCUUUUUGGUGAAGGGCAGAUUUUAUUUCAGCCUUCAAUCGAGCUGCAGCCUAAGCACUGCUAAUAUAGGUCAACCUGCAAUAACUGAUUUGAUGAUCACAUUUUAAUUUAAGACGGCGAACUUGUUAGCAUACAGUUGCUUAUUUACACAUCCAGCAGCUACAGAGCAACAUUCAUGUGGUGGAGCCACUUGAUGAACUUGAGUCCGAUAUUCUCUCUUUUAGCUCUGUUUUGGUCUCCACCAGCUCCUGAGGGAAAUAUCUGGCGCUUCGUGUACAAGUGGGUUUUACAGUUGUCACUUCUCUAUAGGUUCAUCACUACGAGCGACCCCUUUCACAUUAUCAUCAAAAUAUUGCAUAUAGUCUCGUGAAGUUAUUAAAUGAACUGGAGAGGGUUUGAGCUCUCCACUCCAAUAAUUUCCGUACAACUGUGUCCAAAACCAGGCAGCCUUCUAUGAGGUUACUUUUGUAUAACUUGCACUGUACUUGAAAACCUUUGAAUGGUACUCACAGUAUGGGAGUCUUUGCACAGUUUGGAUGACCUGUGUGAAAAGCCUUUUUUUUUACUGCACUGAUAUGUCUCUAGGUCAACGAUCACAACGUUUUACACCUUGUAAGUUAAAUUGUCUUAAAAUACAAAAUAUCAGUUGGUAUGACCACAAUCCUACUUUUUAAUCUGUCUACCCAAGAGAGAGCCUUUUGUUGCAACAAUUAAAGGGCACUUUUUAUUACAAAAGUAUGAAGAGAUCAUGUUGCAUCAGGAGAUUACACAAGUUAUCAGUGUGAAACAAGGCGUGACAGAUGGCUUCUUCUCUCUGUGCUUCUUUUUGUGAAUUGCAUAAUGAUUAAGUUACAUUUUGUCCACGUCUGUGUCUUUUCUUGUAUAACACGAUUGUUAACCUA
Micropterus dolomieu (smallmouth bass) is the source of this 4616-nucleotide messenger RNA. It is a transcript of the gene adam8b, whose product is annotated as ADAM metallopeptidase domain 8b. Bases 702 to 3242 code for a protein of 846 amino acids. The transcript is spliced from 23 exons. NCBI's taxonomy places the organism in Eukaryota, Metazoa, Chordata, Actinopteri, Centrarchiformes, Centrarchidae. The record is from RefSeq and is a predicted model, not a curated record. Gene Ontology annotation, molecular function: cell adhesion molecule binding; metalloendopeptidase activity. Gene Ontology annotation, biological process: regulation of cell-cell adhesion; positive regulation of membrane protein ectodomain proteolysis; positive regulation of cellular extravasation.